CGGAUUGACGAUGCUUUCGUGUGUCUUCUCUGUCGAUUCUUAUCAGGUCGGGAGAUAGGUUCUUCCCCCCCUUGCGAAUCGACGAGAUAAAAGUUAUGGAUUAGUCUUGCUCUUGUUUAGUUCCGUUUUCUUUCGAUUUGAUCCGGAAUUUAAGUGCCUGCUGAUUUUGAAGGUUUCGUCAGCUUCCACCGGAAUUGGGAUGAAUUGCAUGCAGUAUCAAGUUCUUGUCCCCUUUCCUUUGAAUUAUCUGGAAUGUUAUCCCGUUAAUCUUGGCUGCAACUUCGUGCGUUUGAUUUGUGAUUCGUGUGGUGGGAGUGCAGAGAUCUCUAGCUUGCGAAUCCAGGGUGCGCCGCCAUGGCCGAGCACCUCGCGUCGAUCUUCGGCACGGAGAAGGACCGCGUGAACUGCCCGUUCUACUUCAAGAUCGGCGCGUGCCGGCACGGCGACCGCUGCUCCCGCCUGCACAACAAGCCGUCUGUCUCGCCCACGCUGCUGCUCUGCAACAUGUACCAGCGCCCCGACAUGAUCACCCCGGGCGUGGACGCGCAGGGCAACCCCAUCGACCCCGUCAAGAUCCAGGGCGACUUCGAGGACUUCUACGAGGACAUCUUCGACGAGCUCAGCAAGCACGGCGAGGUCGAGAACCUGCACGUCUGCGACAACCUCGCCGACCACCUCAUUGGCAACGUCUACGUGCAGUUCAGGGAGGAGGACCAGGCCGCCAAGGCCCUCCAGGCGCUGCAGGGGAGGUUCUACUCGGGCCGCCCCAUCAUUGCUGAGUUCUCGCCCGUCACCGACUUCAGGGAGGCCACCUGCCGGCAGUUUGAGGAGCACAACUGCAACCGCGGAGGGUACUGCAACUUCAUGCAUGUCAAGGAGAUAGGCAGGGACCUGAGGAAGAGGCUGUAUGGGCACCUGCAUAGGUCCGGGAGGAGCCACAGCAGGAGCAGCCGGAGCCCGAGCCCCUACCGUCACCAUGCCAGGGACCGUGAUCGCUCCUCACGGUCUAGGGACCGCGGCGACUAC
Messenger RNA from Triticum aestivum (bread wheat), 1026 nucleotides. RefSeq names its product splicing factor U2af small subunit A. Gene Ontology annotation, molecular function: RNA binding; metal ion binding. Gene Ontology annotation, biological process: mRNA splicing, via spliceosome. The transcript has a single exon. The record is from RefSeq and is a predicted model, not a curated record. The annotation marks the transcript as partial. Gene Ontology annotation, cellular component: U2AF complex. NCBI's taxonomy places the organism in Eukaryota, Viridiplantae, Streptophyta, Magnoliopsida, Poales, Poaceae.